AUGCCUGCACCAACCGAUGUCACCAGCCUUCGUUCUUUUCUGGGCGCUGUAAACUUUUACUCGAAGUUUGUUUUGCAAAUGCAUCAGCUUCGACAUCCAUUAGAUGCACUCUUAAAGAAGGACGUCCGUUUCCAUUGGUCCUCAACAUGUCAACUGUCGUUUGAAAAAAUCAAGCAAAUGCUACAAUCAGACUUGCUGCUCACGCACUAUGACCCAAAUCUGGAAAUCAUCAUCGCGGCAGACGCAUCAAAGACUGGUAUUGGUGCAGUCGCAUUACAUCGGUUUCCUGAUGGUUCCAUGAAAGCAAUCGCACAUGCAUCUCGUUCGUUGACUCAAGCUGAAGUUGGAUAUAGCCAAGUGGAAAAGGAAGGUUUGGCGCUGGUGUUUGGAGUCACAAAGUUCCACCGCAUGAUCCUCGGCCGGAAAUUCACGCUGCAAACCGACAACCAACCCUUGAUGCGAAUCUUUGGUUCGAAAAAGGGUAUUCCGCCGCAUACAGCAAACCGCUUGCAACAGUGGGCGCUAACUCUCCUGUGCUACGACUUCGAAAUCGAAUACAUCUCCACCACCCAGUUUGGUUAUGCGGAUGUACUAUCACGCUUGAUCGACAGUCAUACGAAAUCGGAUGAAGAUUUCAUCAUCGCUACUAUCCAGUUAGAGGAAGACGUCGAAGUUUCACUGAAUGAAGCUGUCAGUUCGUUACCAGUCACAUUCAACAUGAUUCGGAAAGCUACACUGAAGUGCCCAGUCCUACAGCUAGUGAUUCAGUACAACCAGAAAGGUUGGCCUUCCUCCGCAAGCAGCAUCGAAGACGAUUCAGUACAUCAAUUCUAUCCUUACCGUGAAUCUGUUGCUGUUUUGAAAGGCUGUUUAAUGAUGUCGGAUCGGUUAGUAAUUCCGUCUAACUUUCGCCAACGAAUUCUGAAGCAACUCCAUCGAGGUCAUCCCGGAAUCGAGAGGAUGGAAGCUAUCGCUCGCAGUUAUGUUUUCUGGCCAAAAAUCGACCACGCCAUCGAAAAUUUUGUCAAGAAAUGCAACAACUGUGCCACCCACUCGAAGAAACCAACAAAGGUUCCACUGCAAUCAUGGCCGCAACCAACCAAACCAUGGGAACGAAUUCAUAUUGAUUUCGCUGGGCCGUUUUUCGACCAAUAUUUCUUGGUAGUUGUCGAUGCGCAUUCAAAAUGGCCGGAAGUAAAGAUCGUACAAUCUCCAACCACACCAGCAGUUACUGAAUUCCUGGAUGAACUGUUUUCACGAUUUGGAGAUCCAGAAACUGUAGUAUCAGACAACGGUUCGCAGUUUACCUCGGAUCACUUUGCAGCAUUCUGCAAGGAGCAUGAAAUCCAGCAUUUACGAACAGCGCCGUAUCACCCACAAACGAACGGCCAAGCAGAAAGAUUCGUCGAUACGCUGAAACGUUCGCUGAUGAAAAUUAAUGAGGGGGAGAAGAUUGCCAAGACGCUACAAGUAUUCCUUCAGACGUACCGUUCAACACCAAGCCGUACACUACAAGGAAAAUCGCCAACAGAACUGAUGCUGGGUCGGAAGAUGCGGACAAUCCUCAGCCUACUUAAACCCACACAACGUCAGCCAGCCACCGUGAACCAGAAACAGAAUGAGCAAUUCAACAGAAAACAUGGCACAGUUUCCCGUUCGUUUCAAACUGGAGACAAAGUCUAUGCCAAGGUAUACACUGCCAAUAAGUGGAUCUGGUCAGCAGGAGAAGUUAUCGAAGCUAUUGGUAACGUCAACUACAACGUGUUGCUGGAAGUUCAGCAUACAAGGCGUAAGCUUAUUCGAUCGCAUGCAAACCAGCUCAAGCACCGUGAAGCAGAUGGCAAUCUGCCCGAUUCAACUAGUGAACUGAGCAUUCUAGUUGACAUGUUUGGACUCCAUCCUGUACCAACAUCAACCAUACAUGAGACGACAGCACCACCACCUGUUCUUCCGGACGUUCAAAAAGAUCCAGUUGAGGCACCAGUCGAAACCCCAAUACUACAAGACAUCCCGGAGUUACCAGCUGGACAUGAAAAUGAACCAGAUGAUUGUCAUGAACAACAAGUAGAAGCAAAAAACCCAGAACAACCAGUAACACCUGUUCUCCCAACAUCGGAAUGA
Messenger RNA from Wyeomyia smithii (pitcher-plant mosquito), 2121 nucleotides. RefSeq lists its product as uncharacterized. The coding region runs from base 1 to 2121 and encodes 706 amino acids. The record is from RefSeq and is a predicted model, not a curated record. The transcript has a single exon. NCBI's taxonomy places the organism in Eukaryota, Metazoa, Arthropoda, Insecta, Diptera, Culicidae. Gene Ontology annotation, biological process: DNA integration. Gene Ontology annotation, molecular function: nucleic acid binding.